AUGGACGGGAGCGCACCCGGCUCACCAGGCCCUGCCAGCUCCUUCCCCAGGCUCGGCCCUCACCUCCAUCCAAUUAGCCUCCUGAAUUCCUCCCUCUGUUCACUGAGAACAAAGAACGGCUGGCACUUGCAACGUUGCUACCUGCAGCCGAGGGCUGUGAAGCGGGUGCUGGAGAGGAAGGGGGCAGAGCCGGCACGAGCUGCUGCCCCUCCUGUGCCUGCACGCCUCAGCUGCAGGGAGGCCCGGCCUUUGUGCCACCCCUUUCCAGACCCCUCCCCUGACGCCCUAGCCUAUGAGCUCCACGGGGACGAGAAGCGUCUGCCCUCAGCCCCUUCCACAGUGGCUGGCGCAGUUAGAGGACGCAUGAGGGCUCGUGGCUCAUUUGUGCAUCCUCUGCAGCCAGCAGUGUGCGGGCCUCGACUGUGGAUAGACGAAAUGAAUUACCAGGAAAUUGGAAACCACAACAAAGUGACCGAAUUCGUUCUCGUGGGACUGUCCAACCACCCCACAUCCCAGAGUGUUCUUUUCUGGGCACUGAUGUUUCUCUACAUACUAACUUUGGCAGGAAACAGCAUGAUCGUUUUCCUGGUGGGAGUCAGUUCUCAGCUUCACACCCCAAUGUAUUUCUUCCUUGGUAACUCGUCUUUACUGGAUCUCCUGUUCUCCACCAGUGCUUUACCCCUGAUCAUGGCGCACUCCCUGCAGAACUCUCCCACCAUCUCCUACAGCUCCUGUUUUGCCCAGCUUGCCAUCCGAGCCUUCUUGGCACUGGCUGAGUGUUUCCUUCUGGCCAUUAUGGCUUACGACCGAAACGUGGCUAUCUCAAAUCCACUCAGGUACACCUUGGUCAUGUCUUCUCGAGUAUGCACUUUAAUGGCUUUGGUUGUGUGGGUGACAGCCUUCCUGCUCACUGUCGUGCCCAUUCUGCUCUUCCCCAUCAGUUUCUGUGGGCAAAAUGCAGUCAAUCACUUCUCCUGUGAAGUCCAAGCCAUCUUCAAAUUGCUCUGUUCUAACACCAUUUCCCUAGAGGUUAUGAUGAUGGUAUGUGCUGUCAUUUCAAUGCCAGUACCUUUAACUUUCAUCCUUAUCUCUUACCUUUGUAUCCUCAGGGCUGUCUUAAGAAUCCAUCCAACUGAGGCUAGGCUUAAGGACUUUUCCACAUGUGGUUCUCACCUGGUCGUGGUCACCAUCUACUUUGGGACACUAAUAUAUAUUUCUAUGAGACCACAGGCCAAAAAGUCCCAAGAUGGUGACUGUAUGGGACACGCUCUGAGGUAUGUCGUGUAA
Molecule: messenger RNA, 1287 nt
Organism: Cynocephalus volans (Philippine flying lemur)
Lineage: Eukaryota; Metazoa; Chordata; Mammalia; Dermoptera; Cynocephalidae
Product: olfactory receptor 13H1-like
Exons: 4
Coding region: 1-1287 (428 amino acids)
Biological process (GO): detection of chemical stimulus involved in sensory perception of smell; G protein-coupled receptor signaling pathway
Cellular component (GO): plasma membrane
Molecular function (GO): G protein-coupled receptor activity; olfactory receptor activity
Source: RefSeq, a predicted model, not a curated record